CUUGUGGGUUCGUUCCUCAGUCCACACCGCAGGGCCUGCAAAGCUGCCUCCCGCCCCUUAGACCCGUCUGGAACAGCAGGGAAGGACAAGGGAGAAAGGGAGGGGGCCCAAAGCAAGCGGGGUCUAAGGAGCCGGCCGGUCCUGCCACACUCAAGAUGGCGGCGCGGCAGCGGCGAAGUCCCUCAGAGGCGGUACCAGCGCAUGCGCAGCGCGGAGUCCCGGCCCGGGACACAAGAUGGCGGCAGCGGCGUUGGGGAGGGCGAGGCGGAGGCGGCAAAACGGGCGGUCGAGCAGAACGUGUAACCGCGUCCCCUCGAGUCCGCUGCGGGCAGUUGACCUACCUGCUGCACCAGUAUCACACAGUAUUGCUUGGGGAAAAGUAUUUCAAUAAAGUUGCUGAUGCAAGGAAUCCCCUGGGCCCCGGUCCACUCCACUGCUGACCAGCCCAUCCUCCUGCGCUGUGCUUUCCUGCAGGCCCCCCCCCCCACUGCCUCUGUGGGACCCGGUGACGUGGGGGUCCAUCUGGCCGGAGAAGAAAACCCUCUCAUGCUAGCGUUGCAGACCCCAGAGGGUCCGGUGUGGGUGCUGAGAUGGCCAAUGAGAAUCACGGCAGCCCCCGGGAGGAAGCAUCCUUGUUGAGUCACUCCCCCGGCACCUCCAGUCAGAGCCAGCCCUGUUCUCCAAAGCCCAUCCGCCUGGUGCAGGACCUCCCAGAGGAGCUGGUACACGCAGGCUGGGAGAAGUGCUGGAGCCGAAGGGAGAACCGUCCCUACUACUUCAACCGAUUCACCAACCAGUCCCUGUGGGAGAUGCCCGUGCUCGGCCAGCACGACGUGAUUUCGGACCCUUUAGGGCUGAAUGCGACCCCCCUGCCCCAAGACUCAAGCUUGGUGGAAACCCCCCUGGCUGAGAACAAGCCCCGAAAGCGGCAGUUCUCAGAAGAGCAGCCCAGCGGCAAUGGCGUGAAGAAGCCCAAGAUUGAAAUCCCCAUAACGCCCACGGGCCCGUCAGUCCCCAGCUCCCCCAGCAUCCCAGGAACCCCAACGCUGAAGAUCUGGGGCACGUCCCCUGAAGAUAAACAGCAGGCAGCUCUCCUCCGACCCACAGAGGUGUACUGGGAUCUGGACAUUCAGACCAACGCGGUCAUCAAGCACCGGGGGCCUUCGGAGGUGCUGCCUCCACACCCCGAGGUGGAGCUGCUCCGCUCCCAGCUCAUCCUGAAGCUCCGGCAGCACUACCGGGAGCUGUGCCAGCAGCGAGAGGGCAUUGAGCCGCCCCGGGAAUCUUUCAACCGCUGGAUGCUGGAGCGCAAGGUUGUGGACAAAGGCUCUGACCCCCUGUUGCCAAGCAACUGUGAGCCGGUGGUGUCACCUUCCAUGUUUCGCGAAAUCAUGAACGACAUUCCCAUCAGGUUAUCCCGAAUCAAGUUCCGGGAGGAGGCCAAGCGUCUGCUCUUCAAGUACGCAGAGGCGGCCAGGCGGCUCAUCGAGUCCAGGAGUGCGUCUCCUGACAGCAGGAAGGUGGUCAAGUGGAAUGUGGAGGAUACCUUCAGCUGGCUGCGGAAGGACCACUCUGCCUCCAAGGAGGACUACAUGGACCGCCUGGAACACCUGCGGAGGCAGUGUGGCCCCCACGUCUCGGCCGCAGCCAAGGACUCCGUGGAAGGCAUCUGCAGCAAGAUCUACCACAUCUCCCUGGAGUACGUCAAACGGAUCCGAGAGAAGCACCUUGCCAUCCUCAAGGAAAACAACAUCCCAGAGGAGGUGGAGGCGCCUGAGGUGGAGCCCCGCCUGGUGUACUGCUACCCAGUGCGGCUGGCCGUGCCCGCGCCCCCCAUGCCCAGCGUGGAGAUGCACGUGGAGAACAGCGUGGUCUGCGUCCGCUACAAGGGCGAGAUGGUCAAGGUCAGCCGCAACUACUUCAGCAAGCUGUGGCUCCUUUACCGCUACAGCUGCAUCGACGACUCCGCCUUUGAGAGAUUCCUGCCCCGGGUCUGGUGUCUGCUCCGCCGGUACCAGGUACUGGCCGGGGCAGCUGGGGGCGGGCUGACCCGGAGGGCGGGGAGGCCGCCCGAGGCUGAGCCAGCCGCUCCGCAGAUGAUGUUCGGCGUGGGUCUCUACGAGGGCACAGGCCUGCAGGGCUCGCUGCCGGUGCACGUCUUCGAGGCACUGCACCGACUCUUCGGCGUCAGCUUCGAGUGCUUCGCCUCGCCCCUCAACUGCUACUUCCGCCAGUACUGCUCCGCCUUUCCUGACACAGACGGCUACUUCGGCUCCCGCGGGCCCUGCCUGGACUUCUCGCCACUGAGCGGUUCCUUCGAGGCCAACCCUCCCUUCUGUGAGGAGCUCAUGGACGCCAUGGUCUCUCACUUUGAGAAACUGCUUGAGAGCUCGCCAGAGCCCCUGUCCUUCAUCGUGUUCAUCCCUGAGUGGCGAGAACCCCCAACCCCAGCGCUCACCCGCAUGGAGCAGAGCCGCUUCAAGCGCCACCAGCUGGUUCUGCCUGCCUUCGAGCACGAGUACCGCAGUGGCUCCCAGCACGUCUGCAAGAAGGAGGAAAUGCACUACAAGGCCGUCCACAGCACGGCCGUGCUCUUCCUGCAGAACGAGCCCGGCUUCGCCAAGUGGGGGCCCACACCUGAGCGGUUGCAGGAGCUGAGCGCCACCUGCCGUCAGUCGGGGCGCAGCCAUGGCUCCAGCGGCUCCGCAUCCUCAGAGGCCAAGGACCGGGACUCAGGCCGGGAGCAGGGCCCGAGCCGAGAGCCGCACUCCACUUAACACAGCCUGCGGGGAGGAGGAGCUCCCGGGUGCUGCUGUGGACUGCUGGGGCUCUGGGGGCAGAGUGGACCCCAGGACCCGCCUCGUGGGGCGGCCGCUGAUGACAUAGGAAGACGUGGCUCUGCCAGGGCGCCCCCUCCCUGCCCACGUCCCCCCAACUCCCCGCCUCACACUCACUCCAGGCCCCCUGUAAAUAGCCCCGUCCUGCCCUCCCUCCCUUCCCUCACCCCAUCCUGUUGCCACCUUGUUUCAUUUGUAAAAGGAAAUACAGAAACCCCCCCUGA
This is a messenger RNA of Bubalus bubalis (water buffalo), 3061 nucleotides long. It is a transcript of the gene PCIF1, whose product is annotated as phosphorylated CTD interacting factor 1. The record is from RefSeq and is a predicted model, not a curated record. Lineage: Eukaryota; Metazoa; Chordata; Mammalia; Artiodactyla; Bovidae. Gene Ontology annotation, molecular function: mRNA (2'-O-methyladenosine-N6-)-methyltransferase activity; RNA polymerase II C-terminal domain binding. The coding region runs from base 591 to 2777 and encodes 728 amino acids. The transcript is spliced from 17 exons. Gene Ontology annotation, cellular component: nucleus.